Messenger RNA from Dreissena polymorpha, 1955 nucleotides. RefSeq names its product ubiquitin carboxyl-terminal hydrolase 22-like. The transcript has 13 exons. Gene Ontology annotation, molecular function: zinc ion binding; cysteine-type deubiquitinase activity. The record is from RefSeq and is a predicted model, not a curated record. NCBI's taxonomy places the organism in Eukaryota, Metazoa, Mollusca, Bivalvia, Myida, Dreissenidae. Gene Ontology annotation, biological process: protein deubiquitination. The coding region runs from base 95 to 1609 and encodes 504 amino acids.
UGUAUGCAGUGCGCAUGAUCAGCAAGAAGAAAUGGUUUGAACCGAGCAGUUUUCGGAUGAAAAUAAAGUUAUGGUUUUGAGUUAAUAGUUCGCGAUGACCUUAAGCGGUUGUCAACAUUUACAAAAAAUAAAAACAGAAAAAGGUCUUGAUUCAUACAAAAUCCUCCAUGCAUGCUUCAUAAGUUGUAAAACAGCGGAUGCAAGGCGUCGCAAGGCCCGACACAGUGUUUGCCACACGUGUCGUGUGUAUGAGUUGCGACUGCACGCUUGCAUGUCCUGCGUCUACUUCGGCUGCCAUCAAGAUGAGCACAUUCAGAGUCAUGCAAGAGCAAAUGAACACUGGAUAGCUGUUGACAUGUCCUAUGGCAUGGUAAGAUGCUUUGCCUGUGACGAUUACGUGUAUGACAAGGACAUUGACAAAAUUGCCAAAACUCUCAACUACAGGUCUUCCAUACCAGCUGCUCUUAAUCAGUUUGCUGUUUGGCAGCCUAAUCACAAAGAAGUUGAAUUGCUGCAUAAGAAUUGUAAGAGGCGACGGGUGGAGGAUUCGUCAACAAUAGGCCUUCGAGGACUGAUCAAUCUCGGCAACACAUGUUUCAUGAACACGAUCGUGCAGGCACUGAUCCAUACGCCGGUGCUCAGAGAGUACUUUCUGGCAGACAGGCACGUCUGUCAGUUGCUGAAGGAAGAAAAUGAGCAGUGUCUUGUCUGUGAGCUGUCCAGCAUUUUUCAAGAGUUUUACUCUGGCAUCAGUUCGACGUACAUUCCGUACCGACUUUUGCACCUAGUUUGGACCAGUGCGCGACAUCUAGCCGGAUACGAACAACAGGAUGCUCAUGAGUUCCUGAUUGCAGCUCUGGACCUGUUGCAUCGUCACUGUAUAGCUGGACCUAACGAUCGCAGUGGAAGCAGUCCACACAACUGCCAAUGCAUCAUAGACCAGAUAUUCACAGGCGGAUUGCAGUCUGACGUUACGUGCCAAAUGUGCAAUAAUGUGUCGACCACUAUAGACCCGAUAUGGGAUAUAUCUUUGGACCUUGGAACACGUCUUUACAAUGGCUCAAACACAACAAAUAUCUCUGGCUAUUCUAACAGCCCCAGCAAUUAUGACCCUACCUCACUCAUUGACUGCUUAAAAAGAUUUACAAAGCCAGAACAUCUAGGGAGUUUGGCUAAAAUCAAGUGCAGCAGUUGUGGUUGUUACCAGGAGUCCACGAAACAACUUACGAUGAAGAAGCUACCCAUUGUUGCCUGCUUUCACCUCAAGAGAUUUGAACAUUCUACGGGUUACCACAAGAAGAUCUCGACCUAUGUGUCCUUUCCCGAGGAGUUGGACAUGACGCCAUUUAUGUCCUCGUCGAAGAUACAAAAUGGUGAUAUCAACGGUUGUACCAAAGGGCUUUCCUGUAAAAACAAGUACUCAUUGUUUUCCGUGGUAAAUCACAGUGGAACAAUUGAGUGUGGGCACUACACGUGUUAUAUACGACAGCACAAGAACCAGUGGUUCAAAUGCGAUGAUCACCUUAUAACGCGUGCACUACCUCAAGAGGUGCUCAACAGCGAAGGAUACCUGUUGUUUUACCACAAGCAGAUUCUAGAGUAUGAAUGAAUUUGAAUGAUUACGAGAAAGAGCGGGGUUCACCACAGUAUUACAAGCUAACAGCCAUGUUAGAAUCAAGUCUUCAUAUUUUUUGUAGUCGCAAAUGGAGCUUUGUAAUAGUUCAGUGUUAAAAAUAAUUGUCAUUUGUUGUUGUCAGUAAUUUUUAUAUUACGCUAAAGAAUAAUAGUAAUACUGGUAAUAUAAUUGUCCCCUACCGGUUUCACCAGAGGGGACUUAUGGUUUGCGCUCUAUGUGUCCGUCAGUCUGCGAGUCUGUCACACUUUCUGGAUCCUGCGAUAACUUAAAAAGUUCUUAAUAUUUUUUCAUGAAACUUGAAACAUGGAUAGAUGGCAAU